AUUUCACAAUGAUAGUAUAGAGAGUGCGAGUUUAAGUUCUAGAAAGUGGACGUGUACAGUAUGUGUAACCUGGGGUUUGUGUCGUGUUGUGCACUGUAGUGUAGCGCUUCGGGCUCAUUUCAUAAUGUGCGAACACGACAUCUGUUUGCCGUCUCAGUUUUUCUCGGCUGUCACGUUUAAAGCUCUCGACUAUGUUUUCGAGGCCGCCACCAGUUUGAAGGUCGUGACGCGCGUGCUGGCGCUGCCGGUGCCGGUGCCGUCCCUUCCUGGAACCGGUGACCUGUACGCUCACAGCGGCGCGUUGCCUGACAUCACGUACAGGACGCCGUGGGUCCGAGAAAAGGUGAUCUCCACCUGUAAGUUCUUAAUCAGUGGAUCUGCGUUCGAUGACUUGGGAGGAAAAAAACAAUCCGUUCAUUUACCGGAAAGAUAUAAUGUGACCUUGAGUGAGACACAACUGGAUGUGGAUGUACUACCCACUUUAAAUUCACUACAGCAUCAGGACCAGCAUGAGUUUGUGUGUCCUUUCACACAAAGGGAUCCAUGUCUGGAGUCCUUCUUCAAGUGGACGACUGACGGGACAGAACCUGCACAUGAGAACAAAGAGCUACUGCUGCCAGAAGAGUUUGUGGGUCUUGAUUACCUGCCACAUUUUAAGAGGUAUUUGCCAUCACUGAAAGCCAAAGUGUCGAGGCUGAGGACUCUUCAUGUGGCUGACCCCCUGCUGAGCGCAACAGGACACCCCAUCUCUGAGGACACUCUGUUUAGACAGUAUGUGUCAUAUGAAAGACCUCCUGAUGUGAAAACCAGUGACUUUCAGUGGUGUGUGAACAUUCAUGAGGAGUUUGGAAAAGAAUUAUUUUUGGAAGAGUCUUUAGUGUUGCCUUUUGUACUGGACACUGUUGAACUCACCGCAGAAAACGUCACUUCGUUCUCAAAUGUUUGUGGUCAAAUAAGCGUUGCUCCUGAACCACUAGAUGAGCAGCCACCAGUCCUGGAUGUGCUUAAUCAGGCUUCACAUGCAUCAACAUCAGUGGAUAUUUCACAGUAUGAUGCACCAGAGGAGGCCACCAGGGAUAACAAAAUAAACAAAGGCCUGAUGGAGUCAGAGAUGGCAGGAUGUUUGGUGCCUCUAAGUGAAAUAGAGCUGGAUCUGAUUCUCACCCAAACUCCCAAGAACAGUCCGAUCAAACUCGGUCUGUCCUCUGGAUUGCAAAAGGAAGGCUUGUCUCCACCCUGUAGACAAGCUUUGAUAUCUACCAGAGCUUGGAAUGAUAUGCAGAUGGGCCUUUGGAAGGCAGAGAAGCACCCCGUCUUUGUGGUUGGAUUCCUGUUAGCAGAGCCUCAAAUAGAUGAAACAGCUGUUGACUUCCAGCCUUUGUCUGAAGCCUUGAACAUCAUCAAACUGAAAGAUGCUACUUUUCUUCAAGUUGACGAGUUGCAAUCACAGAUGACGGAGGGAACCCCACCGAUGUAUGUGUGCAGCGACUAUGUGAUCACAGACAGCAUGAGGUCCGAGUUUUCCUGCACAGAGUCCAAGGAGAAGGUGGAAGACUUUGAAAAACGGCCACUUGAACACUUUAACUUUACAGUCAGAUCCAUCCUGAUGAGUCCCAUUCACACAACCCAGGUGCCUUUGAUAAAUUCAGACUCUAUUGCUUUACAUGGUGAGGCUACGAUAGAUGACGCCCUUCUCCAAGAAGACAAAGCUGAUGAUGCAUCUUCAGGGAUGUACAGUGAAGUUGUCAAGCCAGCAGCAUUCAUUUCAAGACCUGCUGCUAACACCAUAGAAAAGGUUCCCCACAAGGUGUUUCCAGGAGUUGGAGCCCUGUCUUCUGAGCAUAACAGCAUCAGCAUGUGUAGAGAAAACAGCAGGACAGAGCAGAGUGGUCACAUGCCUGAGUCGGCUGUGCCACUGAGAAUAAAUAACACACGUCUACGGGAGGACGUCCUCGACCCUCUGUCCACCUUCAUGAUUCUGAGAUCUCAGCAGAAGUCUUCACUCACUGUAGACCCUCAGAGGUCCGUAGGCACUGCAGCACGAAAUUCAGACCAACAUACAUCCACACCUCCUCCAGAUCAGAUCUACAGACCAGACCGGCUCCCAACAUUUACCAAUGCCGUUUUUUCAGAAAGUGCUACUAAAGAGCAGAAAGUGGUUGAACCGGUGAUUGGUCAGCUGGUCAGUAAUGUCAUUCUAUCAGAACCUCAGGUGAAGCAGGACGACAGAGUAGUUCAGGUUCAAGCUACAGUCAGCCAGCAGCGUGCCUACUUUGAGCUACUAGCCUUCGCUCAGCCUUGUUUGAGCGCAGCUCGAAAGCUGGGGCUCAAGUUUCCUGUGCGGGGGGACUUCAGCUGCCUGGCACCAGACCAGACACAUUUUCUCCUCAAACAGCAGGAGAAGGCGCUUUGCAGCACACAUGCACAGAGUACAGAGCUGGUCGGAGAUCAGAAGCUGCUUUACAACUGGGCAGCUUUGGUCCAUGUGCUGGUGACUUUCAAAGAGUUGCUGCUGAAGUGCAACCUCAGUACUGCACUGGAAUACCUGGAAAAGGUGGAUCAGUCAUGUGCAGAGGAGAGUCUGGAGCAGCUAGUGAAGAAGCUAAAGAUCAUCCUCUUCCUCAGCCUCAAUGACCAAGAGUCCAACCUGAAGCUGCAGGAGCUACAGAAGCUGCUUGCUGCAUGGCUGCACUCCAGGAAAGGACAGGACCACAUAGAGAAAAUUCUGGUCAUAACAUCAGUUGACUCUGACAACAGACCUAUAAUCAACAGCUUGAGCCAAGUGCCUGAUGCGGCUGUAACUGCAGUUUGUCCAGAAGAGAACAAAACCAAACUGAACGGUGCUCGAGUGGUUAGCAGUGUGUGCAACAGUGUGUGUGCUGUGGUGUAUGAGCAGCACAUCGGUCCGGACUUCCCGUGGAGCUGUUUCUCUCUGGUGGUGGAGUACGACCAUCCAGGCCACUCUCCGUGGUCGAUAGUCUGCAGGGAGAGAAGCAUCAGCCACCUCAGCUUCAGCACCGUCCUACAGGACCCUGAGGUAAAGCCAUCGUGGCGCCUGGAGGACAAUGUGCCCUAUGUGUUGGUUGUGACGGACGGGCUUCUUAAUCGUCCACUGUUGCUACAGACACUCGAGUCAGGGUAUAAUGUAAUAGUGCUGGAGAGAAGCCACUGUGCGUCCCUGCAGAUGAUCGGUGGCACAAAUUACUACGAUGUGAUCACAGUGGAUGAAAUCACUGUCAUCAUCAUUCAGCAGCAGGAUGAGCUGUGUCAGGAACGGGCCAGUGAGAGGCUGGUGAUGAGGCUGAGUGCUCUCUCUCUUCAGUACAGCUGCUGUUGGCUCAUCCUGCACUGCCCAGACAUUCAGGAAGGGGGAUUCUCCAGUGAAGCUUUCAGCAACUUGGUUUUAGUUUAUUCAUCUCUGGUGCUGUUUGGGAUGAAGACUGAAGAUCUAGACGUCAAGGUGCUGAUUGUGUCAGAUGUGCUGGAAAUUGCCAAGUGGAUCAACCAGAUCUGCUUCCACAGCCUGAUGUUAAGCGACCGGGAUCCUCUCAGUUACCUGAACAGAGACUGGGUGACUGUGACACCUUCAGAGGUGAAGACAACGUCACAAAACCUUAAGAACAUUUGCCUGCCUACAGAGGAAAUGUGCUUGUUGCAGUUUCCGUGCAUUAACCCUCUGGUUGGACAGCUCAUGCUGAGCAAAGCACCGUCCUUCCAGUGGCUCCUGGGGGCCUCGUUGUCUCAGCUGCAUCAGCUGCUUCCUGAGGUGCCACAUAAAGUCCUCAAGCUGUUCACUGACACCACCUCACUGUACACGCUGCCUGUAGACCUCAACCAGAUCAAUUCUCAGACUGUCACCACAAACCAGCAAACCAGCCCGUGGACCAAAACUGUUGGACCUGAGCACGUAGUCUCUCAGCCCUCCACCAAUCCACAACCAGGUACACUUUAUAAUGACCACAACACCAGCUUCCUUUUUGGAGUCAGGAGGGCAGAGGGAAGCUUCUGUGAACACAGCCCAGACCCAGCAAAGAGUGGAUAUUUCAGGCUUGACCUGAGCUGCCACUCCUUUGGCAGUCCAGAUGUUUUACUGCAGAGGAGCUGGGACAGCAGUCGGGCAGAGAAGACCAGAGACAGAGAGGAAGUAAAGUUUAAUGGGUGGAUAAGCAGAGCUGGAACUGUAGGAAGAGUCGCUGAGAGGGUUAAUGAUGAGUGGACGCUUGGAGCUCCAAGAAAAUACUUACACACAACUGACAGCCCUCUGAAAUUGGACUCCACCUUUGGUCACAGCCCCAUCCUGCAGCAGCCAGUCAGCAGUAAACUGUCCACAUACUCUACAGUCCACGCUGACAUCACACAUGCUGACAGCCAUCACAUUUGCUACAGUCCAAGCCCUGCACCAGACGGCUCACUGUGGGGUCGAGGUCACACUGGCAACCACUGGGCCUCCAGCAAUGGAGGGGGGGCAACACCUUCAAACUACGGUUCUAAAUGCUGGGUAGGACAGGAGAGGAAGAGGAGUGAACAGGCUGCAGGUUUGGUUAGAACAGUGUUGACGCCAUUGAAGAAAUCGAGGCUGAGUUAUGAGUGGAAGCUGUAUGACUUUUAAGAGUAAUGAAAUUCAAGUUCUGUGUUCUAUAAUUUAGGUUUUAGCUCGUUUGUUCUCAUUCACGUUAAAACUGACUGCAGACGUUCAUGUUCUCAUCUUCCAUUAGAUUUUUUAUCUUUAAACAACUCUCCAGAUGAUUCCUGAUUUAGACCUUAUUUAAUUCCUCCUGUUGAACUGCUGUGAACACUGUAAUAAAUACCGACAUAAAAGAUGUAAUUUUAUAAAACAUGUAUUAGCUAUUAAAUUUGUUACAUGAACACACUAAAUCAGCUUGAAGCUACAUUGUAAUUUUUUAAAACAAGUCACAGCAUGUGUAUAUUCUGUUAAAUAAAUUAAAUAAUGAAAUAAGA
Messenger RNA from Betta splendens (Siamese fighting fish), 4959 nucleotides. RefSeq names its product protein shortage in chiasmata 1 ortholog. The coding region runs from base 125 to 4609 and encodes 1494 amino acids. Gene Ontology annotation, biological process: resolution of meiotic recombination intermediates. Gene Ontology annotation, cellular component: condensed nuclear chromosome. NCBI's taxonomy places the organism in Eukaryota, Metazoa, Chordata, Actinopteri, Anabantiformes, Osphronemidae. The transcript has 28 exons. The record is from RefSeq and is a predicted model, not a curated record. Gene Ontology annotation, molecular function: single-stranded DNA binding; ATP hydrolysis activity.